CUCCUUGUUUCUCGCACGUAACGUCGUUGUCCGUCUUUGUUCGACUCGCGCCAACGUCAGGUCAGUAACGAUACAGCAUUUCACCAAAUGUUCAGUGUUAUACUGACUACGCGUUGGAGUAGACAUUUGUGCAUAUAGUGAGUGAGAUUUUGUGAAAAUGUUGUCCAGUUCUAUACUGGGUAUCCUUCUGGGGACACUCUUACUUAUUACUUCGGUUCCCGAUGCAGCCUCAUACACUAAGUAUGGAAGGACAUGCAAGGACAUCGGUUGCAGGAGGGAUGAGGUCUGCGUGAUGGCCGAGGAUCCUUGUUCAAUCUACCAACGAGAUAACUGCGGUCGUUAUCCGACUUGUGCAAAAGCUCAUCCAGGCGGUGCUAGUUGCGCAAGCACUAUAUGCGGGGAAAAUGAAUACUGCAAAACCGAAAAUGAUGCCCCGACGUGCGUGAAAAAAUCAACGGCAGUUGGAUACGAUUCGGCGGGCGUUUCUUACGUAAACGGACAGCGAACCAACAACGACGAGAAUCACGAUAAGACCAGCAACAGCGCUAGCAAUUCGAACCCAUACGCGAAUGCUAAUGCACCCCCGGCUCCUGCUGAUCCAGCAGGAGGAUACCAUCAAGUGAAUUCUGGCAGCAAUUUGGGUUAUCCAGCAUAUCCCAGUAACAGCGCUUCUAACAGCGGUUCUAACAGCGGAUAUCCGCCUUAUCCCUCAUCGAACCAAGGAAAUCGGCAACAAGAUUUAGGAUAUCCGCCGUAUCCAACGCACAACAGAAUGCCAGUGCCUGGACAAGCCUAUCCCGCUAGACAACCUGGUCAAUCCAAUUAUCCUACUUAUCCAGGACAACCUGCUUAUCCAGCGCCGCCAGGAUAUCCUCAACAAUAUCCCGGAUACCAGAAUUAUCCUAAUGCGAAUUAUCCUAAUGCGAAUUAUCCCAAUGCGAAUUAUCCUAAUCAGAAUCGUAUGUACCACAAUAAUGUGCAUUCUGGUUAUCGAAGAAAUAACGCCAUCAUGCAUUCUCCGUCCUUAAUGAUUAUCUAUUCAGCAAGUCUUAUCAUGGUAUUGGUGAAUAGAUUAUCAUUGUAUCCAACACCAAGACCAGGAAAGAUUAGACCAACUCCACCUACUCCACCACCGAGAUCUUCUCCCAGUGGUUACGGUGGAAGAGUCAGCGGUAACUCGGGAUCCAGAAACACUAUUGGAAGUGGUUCUAUUUUUAACCGUUUGUUCGGGAAUGAUUAUGGUGUAACUACUCCUAGGACCCGUACUCAGCAAAGUGGUAAUGGCUAUUACGAUACCCAUACCUCUGUGGACGAUCAGGGAAACCGAAUUUGGAGAUUUUUUGUGCCAUGUUACGGUUGUGCGAUACAUUCUUAUUACGUUGUUAUGACAUACAGGUCUAUUAAAUGCCAUACUAUGGGUGCUUUUAAUUUGAAUAGUUCCAGAAAUGAGAUAGAUAACGAAUUGUUCACAGAGUUCGAUAAUGACAACAAGAUAGUCAGAAGACGAGAAAGCGCCAGCGACGUGGACUCUUCUGCAUCUGACGUUCAGUCGACAAAGGGAUCGCAAUCGGGAUAUCCAUCAGGAAGCGGAUAUCCUAGCUCUGAUUCUUCCAAAAAUUCCGAUUCAUUCUCCGCAAGCCAACCAAAAUCCGAAAGCCCAACCAGAUCGUCCGGUUAUCCAAGUAACUCUGGUUAUCCUUCGAACUCCAAUUAUCCAUCCAGUGGUUCAUCAGGUUAUCCUUCAAGAAGUUCGGGAUACCCGUCUGAAUCAGGAAGCUCAUCCGGUUACCCAUCGAGAAGCAGUUCUGGUUAUCCCUCUGAAUCUGGAUAUCCUUCAAGAAGCUCGUCUGGUUAUCCAUCAGGAUCCGGAUAUCCUUCGAGAAGCUCUUCUGGUUACCCUUCGGAGUCUGGUUACCCUUUGAGAAGUUCUUCAGGAUACCCAUCAGGAUCUGGUUACCCUUCGCGUAGUUCGGGCUAUCCAUCAGGAUCGAGCGGUUAUCCUUCUAGUUCCGGAGGAUAUCCAGUGAGCUCCGGUUACCCUAGCAGCUCCAGGACGAACGAAGAAAGUGUUAAAAGAGUAGAUGCCAAUUCGGUGAAUGCCGCGUAUCCUGGAUAUCCUAGUCAAGCUAGUCGAAGCAAUUCUGGAUAUCCUUCACAGUCAGGAUAUCCUUCACAGUCAGGAUAUCCUUCACAAUCUGGAUACCCAUCACAGUCUGGAUAUCCUAGCCAGUCUAACUCAUAUGGUAACUACUAUCCUGGAUAUAAUCAAGGUUACCCACAGGCAUAUCCAUCUCAAGGAAACUAUCCUCAAGGGUACCCACAAGGAUAUCAGCAAGGUUAUCCACAAGGAUAUUCGCAAGGAUAUCAGCCUCCUCCUCCUCCUGCCAGUAAGAAGCCUAACUUUGGAGACCAGUUAACUAAUAUAGCUAAAGAUCUUGCUGGAAGAGUUCUAACUCAAGCGAUUAUAGAUAAAGUUAGUGGAAGAUCGCAUUAGUGUUUUAGAAGAUCUUAUAAAUUCUUAAGAUAUUAUUAUAUAUACGAUUAAUUAUGCUUUCUUCGAGAUAAUCAUUGCUUAUAGCGAUAUUACUCCAUGUUAAAUAGAAUUACUGACAAAUUGUAGAAAUAAAUUCUUCAGUAAGAUUUAUGAUUUACUGAUUAUAUCAUUGCA
Messenger RNA from Bombus pyrosoma, 2668 nucleotides. RefSeq lists its product as uncharacterized. Bases 158 to 2494 code for a protein of 778 amino acids. Lineage: Eukaryota; Metazoa; Arthropoda; Insecta; Hymenoptera; Apidae. The transcript is spliced from 9 exons. The record is from RefSeq and is a predicted model, not a curated record.